This is a messenger RNA of Arabis nemorensis, 942 nucleotides long. Lineage: Eukaryota; Viridiplantae; Streptophyta; Magnoliopsida; Brassicales; Brassicaceae. The record is from the annotation of a GenBank genome assembly.
AUGUUGAAAGAAGAGAGUAACGAGAGUGGUGGUACAUGGGCAAGAACAUGUGACACGUGUAGAUCAGCCGCAUGCACUGUCUACUGUGAAGCUGACUCUGCUUACUUGUGCACAACCUGCGAUGCUCGAAUUCACACAGCCAAUCGUGUUGCAUCCCGACAUGAACGUGUUCGUGUCUGCCAGUCAUGCGAGUCAGCACCAGCUGCGUUUUUAUGCAAAGCAGAUGCUGCUUCUCUUUGCAUAGCUUGUGAUGCAGAGAUUCAUUCCGCAAACCCAUUAGCUAGACGUCAUCAACGUGUUCCGAUUCUACCAAUAUCCUCAACCACGAGCGAGACUGAUGAUGAUGAUGAAGAGGUGGCUUCUUGGUUACUACUUAAUCCAGGGAAAAACAGUAAUCAUCAGAACAAUGGGUUCUUGUUUGGUGUUGAGUAUCUUGAUCUUGUUGAUUACAACUCAACCAUGGAAGAUCAGAGAGACUGUUGUGGCCUUGUACCAGAACAGAGGAGCUUCGAGGGAGAUGGAGUUGUGCCACUUCAAGCUGAACAACAAAGCCAACAUGAUUUUCAGUUAGGUAUCAACUAUGGCUACUCUUCAGGACCGCACUACAACAACUACAAUGGUUCUUUAAACCAUAGCGUAUCCGUUUCGUCAAUGGACAUCAGUGUUGUGCCAGAGUCAACAUCAACAGUCCAAGAUCCAAGAACCGCUAAAGAACUAUCUGGUCCUCAGCAGCUUAGUCCAAUGGACAGGGAAGCUAGGGUUCUGAGGUACAGAGAGAAGAAGAAGAUAAGGAGAUUUGAGAAGACGAUAAGGUAUGCUUCAAGAAAGGCAUAUGCAGAGAUAAGACCAAGGAUCAAGGGCAGAUUCGCAAAGAGGAUAGAAACUGAAGCUGAUGCAGAACAACUUUUUUCAACGGGAUAUGGAAUUGUUCCUUCCUUCUGA